GCGCCAAUUUUAGUGUUUUCUGUACCGUAAAUUUUUCAGCUUUUUUUCCAAGUCAUAGGCAAGAAAUCAGUAAUUUUACUAAUUAAACUAGACAAUGGCAUGCAUCCCUCCACUAGUUGGCAUCUCUUUUUGGCUAAUCAUCAUUGGAAUCUUCAUCAUUUGUCUUUAUCUAUGGGCAUUACUAACCUCAACUUGCCAAUUUUUUGAAAAGUCUGAAAACACUUUUGCAACUUUCCAAAAUAUAGCUAACGAUGACGUCGCUGGACGUUCCGCCGAUUUUCUCGGACACCAUGGAAGAGCUGGAAAAGUACCUGUUGUGUCCGGAGCGCCUGUCGAUUCACCAGUACAAGAAAAACCAGCAGUUUUGGCCGCGGAAGGCGCAGCCCGUGGAGCUGCUGUGCGUUGAUGGGGCUUCGCCCUCCACUACCCUUAGAGUGCAAAGAGACCUGGAUACCGGCCAGAUCUUGCAAUUCCAUGAAGUGCCCCUGGAUUCUGUAGGAGCAAACGCUCGCAACUCCAUGUCUUUUAACCGGGAGCCCGCCCCUCCUGAUGAGGCGGUGCGAGGCAACUCCUCCAGCAUCCCGUUCCAGCCCAUCAGCUUUCCAGAGCCAACCCUCAAUCUGCCUAAACGCAACCGGCUACUGGACAAUUCCGAGCUGCUGGUCGUUCCGCCGGGCUUCAGCAGAGGCCUAGCAUUUGCUGAAGAUGGCCGGAGUUUGAUCAAAGAGAGCGCAGACCAGCCCCAAGUGCCCUUGGGGGCCACUAUCAAUCUUCUAGAGCUGAUCCAUCAAGAGGAGGAACUUUUAGGGGCGUUCGAGCAGAAAAAGGAGGAGAGCGAACUGGAGGAGACGGUGCCAAGCACAGAACUGCUGCCCGAGGAGCAGGAGGUGCUCCCCAAAGAGGUCCAGGUAUUGAACAUUUCCGUCCAACCUCCAUCUGCGUUGCUGUGUGGCGGCAGCGAAUGGGCCAUUCCUCUGGACCCCAACCAGAAGAUCACGGACUUUGAGAAAAAAGUCCCCGAUAUGGCCAAGAAGUUCCCGUUUGAGCUGGAUAACUUCCAGAAACUGGCCAUCAUGCAGCUGGAGCAGCACAAUCACGUUUUUGUCGCUGCCCAUACGUCAGCUGGCAAAACUGUGGUGGCCGAGUACGCAAUUUCCCUUUCGCAAAAGCACAUGACCAGGACGAUUUACACCUCCCCAAUCAAAGCGUUGUCCAAUCAGAAGUACCGCGACUUCAAGGAAGAGUUUAAGGACGUAGGCCUGAUAACGGGAGACUUCCAAAUCAACCAAAAGGCCUCCUGCUUGAUUAUGACUACAGAGAUAUUGCGCUCCAUGCUGUAUUGCGGCAGCGACAUUACCAGGGAUAUUGAGUAUGUGAUUUUUGAUGAGGUGCAUUAUAUAAACGACCGCAGCAGGGGCCAUGUAUGGGAGCAAGUGCUCAUAAUGCUGCCAAAAGAAGUUUGUGUGGUCCUGCUGAGCGCAACCGUUCCCAACACUCUGGAAUUCGCCGACUGGCUGGGCCGAACCCAUAAAAGGAAAGUCUAUGUGAUCACCACCACAAAACGGCCGGUUCCACUGCAGCAUUUCCUCUACACUGGCCGCUGGGGCGGCAGCAGAAACAACAAAUUCCUGAUUAUGGAUGCGGAAAAGUGGCAGCCUAAAGGCUACUUUGAAGCUACCGGGGCUCUGGAGCGCUUCAAGGAGCCCAACAUCCGCUUCCUGAACAAACAACAGGAAAAAACGCUCUGGACCAGUCUGGCGGACCAUUUGCUGAAAUUCGAGCUGCUGCCAGUGGUGGCCUUUAUUUUCUCUCGGCAACGAUGCGAUACUAAUGCCGAUAUUCUGUCGCAUCUCGAUCUGACCACGCAGCGCGAAAAGUCCUAUAUUCAUCAAUUCUUCAACAAAUGCGUCCGGUCGCUCAAGGAGCCCGAUCGCAACAUUCCUCAAAUAGUGAAAAUGCGCGACAUCCUGAGCAGAGGCAUUGGCGUCCAUCACAGUGGCGUACUGCCCAUAGUCAAGGAGAUCGUCGAAAUGCUCUUCCAGCAAGGCUUGAUCAAGAUUCUCUUCGCCACCGAAACAUUCGCGAUGGGCGUGAACAUGCCCACAAGGACCGUAAUAUUCGACUCUAUUCGAAAACACGAUGGACUUGAGCAGCGCAAUCUACUCCCGGCCGAGUACAUCCAAAUGGCCGGCAGAGCGGGCAGACGAGGCAAAGACGACAAAGGCACCGUUCUGAUCCUGUGCAAGCUGAACGUGCCGCCUGAGGGCGAUCUGAAGCAAAUGAUGACCGGCAAGCCCAGCAAGCUGGUCAGCCAGUUCCGACUGACCUAUGGAAUGGUGCUGAGCCUGCUGCGAGUGGAAAGCCUGACCGUUGAACAGAUGAUAUCGAAGAGUUUUGGCGAGGCCGACCAUCAGAAAAACGCACCCGAAUUGGACGAGGAACUGCAAAGGACUGAACAGAAGCUGCAAGAUUUACACAAGCAGUCGCUGAGCAGCUACUUGCAGCCGCUGACAAAGUUCUUUGACGCCGCCAAUCUUUAUCUGAAGAAGCGCAUGGAACUGAUGCCGAAGCUGGUGGCGGUUGCCAAAGUGCAGAAAGUGCUCCUGCCCGGUGCUUUGAUAGUGAUCACUAAGAAAGGGCACAUCAACAAGCUCGCCUUGAUUAUAUCCAAGAAACUCUCCCAGUAUAUGGCGUUGGUGCUCACUGAUCCAAGCGAGGCGGACUCAGGAGGCAAUACGAAUGACGACAGUUGGUACCACAUGCUGGCUCUAGCUGAAGACACGCUGUUCUUGCCCUCAAGCAAACCGAGCCACACAGUCCUCAAAUUAAAUGCAGAGGAUAUUUUCGAAAUAUCCUCAAAAAGCCUGAAGCUGGACACCAAGCUGGUGGAGUCCGAUUGGGAGAAGCGGCAAAUGGAGCGCUUCAAGUCCAACCCACCAGGUGAAACGUGCAUGCAGGCUGUGCAAGAGUUGCAAAAGCUCACCCUGCUGGCCAAUGAGAGCAAAACCAGCUUGGCGCUCGUGCAUUUCGUCCGCGAUUUGAACGUGAACGGACAGGAUUUGUACUUUGAUCUAGUGGAAAUGUACGAGGCGAAGGACAAGCUUAUCGACCACCUGCCCAGCACCAGAAUCCCGAACUUCCAAGAGCAGUUUGGCGCAGUCUUCGAAAGGAAGUUUUUGGAGGAGAAAAAGAAGGACUUGGAGUAUCAACUGUCGACGCCCAGUCUGGCCUUGUAUCCGGACUACAAGAACAGGAUCGAGCUGUUGAAGACUUUGGGGUAUGUGGAUGGGGAAAACACCGUUAAACUAAAAGGCAGCGUUGCCUGCGAAAUGGGCAUGAAUGAGCUAUUGAUAACCGAACUGGUGGUUGAUGAUAUUUUCGUUGAUCUCAAACCGCCCGAAGUGGCUGCUCUCCUCUCUUGCUUGGUCUUCCAAGUGAAGCUCAGAGGAGACCCCAGCGAGUACGAGCCGCAACUGACUCCCAAACUCAAAAAAGGCAUUAGACUGAUCAAAUCGGUGCAUCAGAAAAUCGCCAACAUGGAAUUGGCGCUGGGCAUCCAGACUGAAGAGUUCCAGAACGAGCUGAACGUGGGUUUGGUGCAUGUGGUCUACCGUUGGGCCAAUGCUGAGCCAUUCGCGGAAAUAAUGAAACUAACGGAGAUCCAAGAGGGAAUAAUAGUGCGAUGCAUCCAGCAGCUAAACGAGACGAUUAUGGACGUGAGAGAUGCCGCAAAAAUCAUCGGAAAUCCCGCACUCAGAACGAAGAUGGAGGAGGCUUCGGCAGCCAUCAAGCGCGACAUUGUUUUCGCCGAAAGCCUCUACACCCAAGAUGAAAAGUUGUAGGUUUGGUUCACUACUGCGAUCAAUAAAUCAUUGAAAAACA
This is a messenger RNA of Dendroctonus ponderosae (mountain pine beetle), 3882 nucleotides long. RefSeq names its product helicase SKI2W (gene tst). Gene Ontology annotation, molecular function: RNA binding; ATP binding; RNA helicase activity. Gene Ontology annotation, cellular component: Ski complex. The record is from RefSeq and is a predicted model, not a curated record. The coding region runs from base 252 to 3842 and encodes 1196 amino acids. The transcript has 17 exons. Gene Ontology annotation, biological process: nuclear-transcribed mRNA catabolic process, 3'-5' exonucleolytic nonsense-mediated decay. NCBI's taxonomy places the organism in Eukaryota, Metazoa, Arthropoda, Insecta, Coleoptera, Curculionidae.